AUGCUCAAGGAUGCCCUGGGCAUGGCCAUCGCGAGCUUAGACGUGGAGAAGCCGCAGGCCUCUUGGAAUAUGCGGGGCGCAUGGCUUCUGCAGACUGCUUCCAGCAGCUGCGCUCCGGGAGAGGCCUGCUACACAGACCAGCUGCGUCUCACAUUCCUCCUCAUCGUGCUGGUUGGCGCCAUCGCUUCCAUGCUGUGUGCAUUUGGUUUCUUUCGCGAGGACAAAGACGAGCUGUUGACACCUCUGACACCUCAGCUCGUGGUGAAGAAGGAGGAGCGCAUGAUUCUGCAGUUGCCUUUCGACUCGAAGGAAGACAACUUCCUCGUGACGAAGGUGAACGGAGAUAUCUUUUGCCAGGUGGAGUCGAAGUGGCCUGAUCCAUUUCGGGAAGGCAGCAAAGUGCCAGAGGUUGAGGUGCGCUUGUCCAAUGCGAAAAACCAGCCGCUGACGAUGGUCUCCACGGUUGUGGACAGGAACUUUGUGAUGGCAAGCCAUGCAUUUUCACUAUGCCGAAAUCACAACAAAGACGAGGCUUUCGCGUUCGUGACGCCGGAGCAUCCCGAGAAUCCAAGAAGAUACUUCGUCAGGCAUAGGAUGGGCUACCCCCUGAUGAGCCUGGAUGGAGACUUCGGUCCCGAAGGGCGCAUCAGCAUCCGCGGGCUGAACAAGGACAACUACCAGAUCUGCGGUCUGGAGAAGACGGCCUCUGGCGAAUGCCAAUGCUUCGUCUUGCAACACAUCGACGCAGGGCUUGUUCUGGGCGCUCUCUUCGCGAUUCGCCUUCACAGCAGGUUGGCACAGGAGCGACGCCUAGCCGAGCAGGCAGCCGAAAGUGCGGAGAGCAUCCGAGCUGCUGCUCAACUACAGCCGCCUGUGGUGCCGGAAGGAUCCGAAGCAGACAGGCCACCUCCUACACCGUCGCAGGCUGAUGCCUCUGAAGAAGCCAGCUGA
This is a messenger RNA of Symbiodinium sp. CCMP2456, 951 nucleotides long. The record is from the annotation of a GenBank genome assembly. Lineage: Eukaryota; Dinophyceae; Suessiales; Symbiodiniaceae.